AGCUGUGGCAGCAGCAGGACUCAUCAAGUCGCGGUCACACUUAGCCCGUGGCUCGCCUUACUGACGUCGCCGCGUUGAAUGCUUUUGACAUGUACGGGGUUGGGUGAGUGACUGCGUUGAUUUUUGAUGGGGUCGUUCAAGGUGAUGUCAUAUGUGCAAUCUGACGCUGUGUGCCCCCAUCGCUGGGAUUUUAUAUCAUUUAUAGAUGAGCGAAAUUCGUCUGCGCUUGCAGAUGACGGGAGGGGACGCAACAUACUCUGUUCGUAACCACCAAGGAGUCGUUUGGUGUGCACGAUGGCGUCGCGGUAUGGACGCACCUACAGUCGCAAGCAGCAGAGCCCCGGCGCCCCAUCACGUUUCGACGAGCUCCUGGGGUCCAAGACAUCGCCGGAGGCCGGCGGCUGGCGGGAGCGUGCGCUCGACGCCUUCACGGACGACGAGACCUCCACUCCGUCAGCGGCCACCGCCCUCGCCACCGCCGUGCCGGCGAAGCGUCGCCGCCUCGACUCGGGCGACAGCGACUCGUGCGAGGCGUCCGUAGCGGAGGCCGCGUGCCGCCCCAAGUCCCGGCGUGGCAGAGGCGGAGGGCAGCCCGCCGCCACUGGCGGAGCCGCCGCCUCUGCCGCCGCGGCGGCGGCAACCCCCACCGCAUCGGGCCGCGGCAAAGCGGAGCAGAAACACGAGGCGAAGGUUCCGGGGCGAGGUCGAGGAGCCGGUGUCCAUGCGGCGAAGGCGGCGGCAGCGCCGUGUGGCAGCAAGGCAGAGCGCGGUGGCGCUGGGGGCGGCGUGCAGGCGGCGAAACCGAGCGGAGAGGCGCGGCUCAAGCCUCAGCCCAAAGCCGCGGAGCCAAGCAACGGGGGUACCCAGGGCGCCGGGGACAACCCGGGGGCGAGAAAGAACUCACGAUUCUCCUGCAUGAAAGACAUUUUUGAUAGUGAUGAGGAGAAUGAGAAUCAGAACGGCCUCUUGUCGUGGACUGAUAAGUAUCCGAAAGCCCUGUCAGGCAAGGGAAAGCUGUGGCAUGCAGGAAAGGGCAUUACUGUGGAUGCAAAAAAGGAUGAAAGCCCAAUAGAGAAAGAUAGGCCAGUCGAUGAUGUGGAGAUGACAGAUGAAUUAGCAUUGGAGCCGGACUCUCAGACUGUCACAGAGCAGAAGCCACCUGCCAUCUCUCACGAACGACCGUCGAAGACAUUAGAUCAUACCAAAAAUCAAUUCGAUGCAGCUCGGCAAGAAAAGGACAGUUCGUGCAAUCACGUCAGUGUCGCUGUGAAAUCCACUAACGUUCCGGAACACAAUGCUACAAACAGCACAAGAUGUAAAGUUUCAAAGUUGGAAGCAGAACAGAAUCUCGCUGAUGGUGAAGCAGAAACGAACCUGAGCAGUGAAAGCAAAGGAACUGCCAAAAGGGGAAAAGAGAGUUCCAACACGAGCCAAACUAAUUUGAAAGAACCUCCUGAAAAGCUAUCCAAGAAGCCCCAUGCAGGGGAACUGGUGAAAACUGUGACUAAGGGAACUAAAGGUUCAAAUGACAAAGGGUCCACGGCUGGUAAACGAAAGCCAAAGCCUGACAACUUUGCGCAAGGUGCAAACGCCGACACGGAGAAAGCGCCUGCAGCAUCGAGCGCGCCUCCAAAGGCGGCCGAAACUGCUGUCGAGCCAGAUGAGGAUCUCUCGUUCCGUGCCAGCAGUUGCCGCACAUACAGCCGUCCGGGCCGCAAAUCGGACUCCCCGGUGGAUGGCCUGCUCGGAGACUCAAAGCUCCCACCGCAGUCGCAGAAAGAUUUGACGUGGAACCCCCAGGUGGAGGUGGCGUUUCCGAAGGCGUGCGCGAGCCGGGACCCGAUCACGCUGCCCAAUUCGUUCUUUUCGCCAACCGGCGUCACUCUGCAGGAGGUGGGAGAGCCCCCUAAGCCGUCCACCGCCACGGCUCCGCCGGUGGUGGCUGUCGACUCAGCCCUGGCCGUACGCAAGGCGAGCGCUGGUGCGGCUGGGUCCGGCGCCGGGGGUCCCGCAUCGGUGCGGGGGGGCUGCGCCGCCGCUGGGGGCGCCCGCCGGCCCUCGGGCCGUGGUGGCAGCAGCAGCAAGCGGCAGGCAAAACUGGAGAUGUUCGGCUUCGAGGACGACUCCGACGGAGAAGAGGGGGGCUCCAGUGAGGGGGCUGCCCCUUGCGCCGCCUACAAGAUCAAGUACUUUGGCUUCGACGAGAUGGUGGAGGAGGAGGGGGAGGACAUCCCCGCAGUGGAGGUGAAGGCGAGGGGAGGUGCAGGGGACUGGUGGUGCAGCAGCACCGAUGCAACCGGGGAGGCGUCGAGCACUGUGGCUACGUCGCAGGACUCGCUACAGAGCUCACAGGAGAGCACGACCUCCAGAGACACCGACAUUCUGGAAUCGGGCAGCGAGGAGGGUGCCUGGUCCGCAUGCUCCCGGAGCGGCAGCAUUGCCAAACACAACGCCGAGAGGAAGAAUGAGGACGGCAAAAAACUCAUCUUUCACAGCCCCAAGAAGCCGCUUGGGAAGGCGGUGUAUAACGCACGGCACUGGAACCAUCCCGAGGAGGAAAUGAAAGCGCCUCGGCUCGACCGCGCGUCCAGCGCCCCCGCUUCCGUGGGGCGCGAACGAGAGAGGGAGCGCGAGAAGGAGCACGAGAGGGGGGAGCGGAAAGUCCUUGGCGAGCUUGAGAGCCGGCGGGAGGGCGAUGCUCGGCCUGGCAAGGACGGGGAGAGACGCGCGGACGCCGCCUCCCCAGAGGGCAGCACGCGAAGGGGGGAGGAGAAGCAGCACCCAGCGGAGGUGACAGCUGCUCAGGGCAACGCCGAGCAGGAGGGAACGGCGCCCAGCGGCGAGACCGAGCAGGGCGAGCGAUCCGUGUUCAAGGAGCCACCGCCACCGCCGCCCGCACGCCUCCGGCGCAUUGCCUGCCCCAGCCAAGACUCUGACGAGGGUGUCUCCUCCCUCAAGUGCCACAAGGAAGACAAGGAGCUGUACACGGUGGUGCGGCAGGUAAAGCACUUCAACGAGGUACUGGAGUUCGGAGAGACACAGGAGUACACGGACGACGUCGAGUACUUGAUGAGCGGACUCAAGCCACGGCAGCCUCUUAGCACCCGCUGCCUCAGUGUGAUCAGCCUGGCCAUGAAGUGCGCAAUGCCUGGCUUCCGCAUGCACCUCCGGGCUCACGGUCAGGUGGCUAAGGUGUUCAAGCUGCUCAUUGAUGCGCAGGAGAACCAGAACUUGGCACUGUGCACGGCCGCUCUCAUGUACGUGCUGAGCCGCGACCGACUCAACAUGGACCUGGACCGCGGCUGCCUGGAGCUACUCAUCCGCCUGCUGGAGAUGGAGGGUGGCGGGGCCGGAGGGACGGCCGAGGAAGACGCGGGCGGGAGGAAGGGAGCAGUGGUGGGUGCGGGGGGGGCGGCGGCAGCUCGUGCAGCCGACAUCCGCGAGGGCGACCGACUCCGGGAGAGGAUCCGCAAGCUGUGCGAGAAGGUGCACAACCGCCACCUGGACCUGGAGAACAUGACGACAGGACACUUGGCCAUGGAGACCCUGCUUUCACUCACCUCCCGGCGCGCGGGAGACUGGUUUAAAGAGGAACUCCGCCUCCUCGGAGGGCUCGACCACAUAGUGGACAAAGUGGCGGACUGUGCCGAGAAGCUCAGAAGCGCGGACCGUGGGGCGGAGGAGAAGCUGGUGGAUUCUCUCCGGGGUGCCGAGCGGUGCCUGCGAGUCCUCGAGAGCGUGACCGUGCACAAUCCGGAGAAUCAGGGAUACCUGAUUGCGUACCAGGACUCGCAGCUCAUUGUCUCCACAGCCCGAGUUCUGGGCCUGUGCGAGGUAUUGCUGCUGCGGAAAGAGAGAGCGGAGACGAGGAAUGAAGAGGGGACCGUGAACAAUGCUGGCGCCGAGUGGAGUCCCCUGCUGAAGGCCCUCGAGGGUUGCCUGCGCGCAUCAUUUGGGGUGCUCCUCAACCUGACGCACGACAACGAGUGGGGCAGCACGAAGGCGGGCGAGCAGGACCGACUCGUGGGCUCGGUACUGGGCUGCGUGCUGCACGUGCCCUCCCUCCUGCCCGCCGAGCAGCGCUUCGACAUCCGCGUGCUGGGCCUGGCGCUGCUCGUUAACCUGGUGGAGCUGAGCGCCCGCAACCGGCAGUGUCUCGUCGCCAUGGAGACGGAGGGCGUCUCGGCUGACUCGUCGUGCAUCGCCGACACGGGGCCGGGCUGCUGUGUGCCGGCGCUGGAAGCCCUCGUGCAGCUUUACCUGCAGCGGGAACACGCAGCCCAGCUGGCCGAGACCCAAACCGACGACAUCAUCAAGGGCGCGAUGAAAACCGCCGCUUCCUCGCAACCCGGCGGAGCGGCAGCGCCCGCCGCAGAGGGGGCGACGACGUCGUCGGCGUCUCUGCCCUCGUCAACGACGACGGCCACGACGCAGCAGGAGCAGCAGCAGCAGCUGGAGCUGCAGCAGCAGCAGCAGCAGCAGACGCAGCAGCAAAAGCAGCAGCACCGUGGCAGCGACCCCGACGGAGAGUGGCACGAGUCGGAGAGUGGCCUCGAGUGGGUGGAGGCGUCGCCGGAGCCCGGGAGGACGGGCCGCCCUGGGGACAUCCGCUCGGCCAAGCAGGCGGCAGCGGCCGCCGAGGAAGAGGAGAUGGACACCCUCAAAAAAGCGCUGGCGCAGGCGGGCAAGCAUAUGGAGGACUGCAUCGUGGCGUCCUACACAGCGCUUGUGCUUGGCUGCCUGUGCCACGAGAGUCCGACGACUGUGCAGACCAUCCGCGAGUGUCUGCCCAAGGGAGACUUCUCAAGUAUGACAGAGAUGCUGCAGAAAUUCCUGUGUUUCAUGAACCUCACGAGCACCGUGGGCACGACAGGCCAGAAGUCUAUCGCACGCGUGAUCGAGUGUCUGGAGCGCUGCUAGCACCCGCCGCCGCCACUGCCACCAUUGAGCCGCCUGGCCCCCACGUGUCAUCGUCGCGCUUUUGCUUGACAUCCGCGAUUUUGAGUUUUGCGCGGUUUUCCGUCGUACCCGGUCGCUAGCGACCAACUAGAUCCAUGCUCGUGCGAGGUUCUACUCAUCUUUGCAAAGACAGGUCCAUUCUGCAUUUGUUUGGAUUCGUUUUUGGAAUGUCAAAUCUUCAUUUGCAUGUGACCUACCUGUGCAGUUGAUUUGCUUAGAGUAGACUGUGAGUGUGCAAUGUGCUGAAUUGACUAAAUUAAAAGUAAUGUGGACAGUUUUUUAAGGUGAUAUAUCUAUGAUUCUAUGUGUACAGCUAAAAAAUAAUGCAUUGUUUUUCCUUUUGAGACCUGAAAAUUGUAAGCCAUUAAAAUCUAUUCUUGUAAGCUAAAGGCGAAAUAGUCAUUCUAUCCCCAAGUUGGCAGCAGAUAUGUAAAAUGAAUCCCUUUUUAUGUAAGUACAAUUUUAAAGAAUACCAUUUGAGUUCUCCGAUUUAUAUAAAGGAAUUUGUUUAAUUAUUGCUUUACUUAUUUAAUGGACGUGUGGCUUAAAGGUAUUUAAACAGAUUUAGAAAAAUAAAAAUGCCUUUGUGAGCGCA
Molecule: messenger RNA, 5554 nt
Organism: Petromyzon marinus (sea lamprey)
Lineage: Eukaryota; Metazoa; Chordata; Hyperoartia; Petromyzontiformes; Petromyzontidae
Source: RefSeq, a predicted model, not a curated record